Molecule: messenger RNA, 2451 nt
Organism: Exophiala bonariae
Lineage: Eukaryota; Fungi; Ascomycota; Eurotiomycetes; Chaetothyriales; Herpotrichiellaceae
Gene: RAD15
Product: DNA-dependent ATPase of the nucleotide excision repair factor 4 complex
Exons: 2
Coding region: 1-2451 (816 amino acids)
Biological process (GO): nucleotide-excision repair; positive regulation of mitotic recombination; transcription by RNA polymerase II
Cellular component (GO): nucleus
Molecular function (GO): ATP binding; hydrolase activity, acting on acid anhydrides, in phosphorus-containing anhydrides; damaged DNA binding
Source: RefSeq, a predicted model, not a curated record
AUGAAGUUCUUCAUCGAUGAUCUCCCGGUUCUUUUCCCUUACCCUCGUAUCUAUCCUGAGCAAUAUGCCUACAUGUGUGACCUCAAAAGAACCCUUGACGCAGGUGGCCAUUGCGUCUUGGAAAUGCCCUCAGGCACAGGAAAGACUGUUUCUCUCCUAUCACUCAUUGUGGCUUAUCAACAGCAUUAUCCCGAACACCGAAAACUCAUCUACUGUUCCAGAACAAUGUCUGAGAUCGAAAAAGCCCUGGCUGAGCUGCAAGCACUGAUGAAAUACCGAUCCGAUCAAUUGGGUGUGGUCGAGGACUUCCGUGGACUCGGCCUGACUAGUCGCAAGAACCUGUGCCUUCAUCCUUCGGUCAAGCGCGAGAAGAGCGGUGCUGUGGUUGAUGCCCGAUGCCGCAGUCUGACCGCAGGCUUUGUAAAGGAGAAAAAAGAGCGUGGUGAGGAAGUCGACAUCUGCAUUUACCAUGACAAUCUCGAUCUCCUUGAACCACACAACCUCCUCCCUCCUGGUGUUUUUACCCUCGAUGACCUCCUCCGUUACGGCGAAGACCACAAGCAGUGCCCUUACUUUUCCGCCAGAAGAAUGAUGCCCUAUUGCAAUGUCAUAAUCUACUCCUACCACUACCUGCUCGAUCCCAAAAUUGCCGACCGAGUCUCCAAAGAACUGUCCAAAGACUGCAUCGUCGUCUUUGACGAAGCCCAUAAUAUUGACAAUGUCUGCAUCGAGUCCCUUUCCAUUGAUCUGACCGAAGAUUCCCUGCGAAAAGCCACACGUGGUGCCAACAAUCUAGAGCGUAAGAUCGAAGACAUGAAAGCAUCAGAUGAAGAAAAGUUGCAAAGUGAAUACCAGAAAUUGGUCGAGGGUCUGCGAGAAGCCGACGAAGCUCGUGCUGAAGAUGCCUUCAUGGCCAAUCCCACGCUUCCAGACGAUCUGCUCAAAGAAGCCGUUCCAGGCAACAUUCGCCGUGCAGAGCAUUUCGUCGCCUUCUUGAAACGUUUUAUCGAGUACCUCAAAACUCGUAUGAAGGUCUUAUACGUCAUCCAAGAAACUCCUCCCUCCUUUCUCUCUCACCUGAAAGAGUUGACUUUCAUUGAAAGAAAACCUUUGCGCUUUUGUGCAGAAAGACUGACCUCCUUGGUUCGAACAUUGGAACUUACAAAUAUUGAAGACUAUCAGCCGCUUCAAGAGGUUGCUACUUUUGCGACACUAGUUGCUACAUACGAGACGGGCUUUUUAUUGAUCUUGGAACCCUUUGAGACCGAGCAGGCAACAGUGCCAAACCCCAUUCUCCAUUUUGCCUGUCUCGACGCUUCAAUUGCCAUCAAACCCGUCUUUGAACGAUUCUCCUCCGUUAUCAUCACAUCCGGAACCAUCUCUCCACUCGAAAUGUACCCAAAAAUGCUCAACUUCACCACCGUCACUCAAGAAUCAUAUCCAAUGUCCUUGGUCCGACGGUCUUUCCUCCCCAUGAUUGUCACACGAGGCUCUGAUCAGCAGACAAUAACAUCUGGCUUCCAAUCUCGAUCAGAUCCUGGUGUGGUUCGCAACUAUGGUGCACUUUUGUUUGAGUUCGCAAAAAUAACCCCAGACGGCAUCGUUGUGUUCUUUCCCUCAUAUCUCUAUAUGGAAAUGAUUAUCAGCAUGUGGCAGGGGAUGGGCAUCCUGGACCAAAUCUGGACCUACAAAUUGCUCCUGGUCGAAACACCCGAUGCCCAAGAGACCAGUCUCGCUCUGGAGACCUAUCGCACCGCUUGCGAGAACGGUAAAGGUGCCAUUCUUCUUUGUGUCGCCCGUGGAAAGGUAUCUGAAGGCAUCGAUUUCGACCAUCAUUUCGGACGGACUGUACUUUGUAUGGGUGCACCAUUCCAAUACACUGAGUCUCGGAUCCUCAAGGCCAGGUUGGAGUUCUUGAGAGAAAACUAUCGAAUCAAAGAGCAAGACUUCCUCUCCUUUGAUGCCAUGAGGCACGCUGCCCAAUGCUUGGGCCGAGUGUUGAGAGGCAAGGACGACUACGGGAUCAUGGUGUUGGCUGAUCGACGUUUCCAAAAGAAGCGAACACAGCUCCCUCGCUGGAUUGCGGAGGAAAUCCUCGAUGGUCAAACUGGACUGAGCACAGAUGCUGCAGUCGGUAUGGCCAAGAAAUUUUUGAGAGGCAUUGCUCAACCCUUGAACACAAAUCAAAAGGCCUCAGAUGGCUCCACGAAAGGCAAAGACAGCUGGGAUUUGAGAGAACUAGAGAGAUUUCAGCGUGACCAAAAGGCCAGUCGGGGAGAAGGUGACAUGGGACGAUCAGAUGCGAGAAUGCACGACUAUAUGCAAAGCAAUGCUGGACCUUCACCACAUGGAACCAAUGGUGCUAAUGGACAUGCAAUUGCCAAUGAUGAAUUUGAUGACGACAUUGCGGAUGAGGAGCUGCUACUCGCAGAACGCAUGGAUAUUGGUUGA